This is a messenger RNA of Heterocephalus glaber (naked mole-rat), 2157 nucleotides long. RefSeq names its product T-box transcription factor 1 (gene Tbx1). Gene Ontology annotation, molecular function: RNA polymerase II cis-regulatory region sequence-specific DNA binding; DNA-binding transcription factor activity, RNA polymerase II-specific. Gene Ontology annotation, cellular component: chromatin; nucleus. The record is from RefSeq and is a predicted model, not a curated record. Lineage: Eukaryota; Metazoa; Chordata; Mammalia; Rodentia; Bathyergidae. Gene Ontology annotation, biological process: positive regulation of DNA-templated transcription; regulation of transcription by RNA polymerase II; cell fate specification.
CCGCAGGCCUCCGCCCCUGGGGCUCCGUGGGCUGGGCUGGGCGCUGUGCGAAGGGGCACACGCAGUCGGAGGCGGCGCCGGCCAGGCCGCCGGGCGCCUAUGGACGCGCGCAGCCCGCUGUCUCCCCGGGCCAGUGCGUUCAGCAUCGCCUCUCUGGUUGCAGCCGAGGCCUCGGAGGGCACCGCCCACCGGGGCCCCGGGUCCUCUGACCAGGCGAAGCUUCCCUGGCUAUCGAGAUCCCCCGCCGGGAUGCACUUCAGCACAGUCACCAGGGACAUGGAAGCCUUCACGGCCAGCAGCCUGAGCAGCCUGGGGGCCGCGGGGGGCUUCCCGGGCGCCGCGUCGCCGGGCGCCGACCCGUACGGCCCGCGAGAGCCCCCGCCGCCGCGCUACGACCCGUGCGCCGCCGCCGUCCCCGGGGCCCCCGGCCCGCCGCCGCCGCACGCCUACCCGUUCGCUCCCGCUGCCGGGGCCGCCACCAGCGCCGCCUCCGAGCCCGAGGGCCCCGGGUCCAGCUGCGCGGCCGCCGCCAAGGCGCCGGUGAAGAAAAACGCGAAGGUGGCCAGCGUGAGCGUGCAGCUGGAGAUGAAGGCGCUGUGGGACGAGUUCAAUCAGCUGGGCACGGAGAUGAUCGUCACCAAGGCCGGCAGGCGAAUGUUCCCCACGUUCCAAGUGAAGCUCUUCGGCAUGGACCCUAUGGCCGACUACAUGCUGCUUAUGGACUUUGUGCCAGUGGACGACAAACGGUACCGGUACGCCUUCCACAGCUCCUCCUGGCUGGUGGCCGGCAAGGCGGACCCUGCCACUCCGGGCCGCGUGCACUACCACCCAGACUCGCCGGCCAAGGGUGCACAGUGGAUGAAGCAAAUAGUGUCCUUUGACAAGCUCAAGCUGACCAACAACUUGCUGGAUGACAACGGCCACAUUAUUCUCAACUCCAUGCACAGAUACCAGCCCCGCUUCCACGUUGUCUAUGUGGAUCCACGAAAAGACAGCGAGAAGUAUGCAGAGGAGAACUUCAAAACCUUUGUGUUCGAGGAGACGCGCUUCACCGCGGUUACUGCUUAUCAGAACCACCGGAUCACGCAGCUAAAGAUUGCCAGCAACCCUUUCGCCAAAGGCUUCCGGGACUGCGACCCUGAGGACUGGCCGCGGAACCACCGGCCUGGAGCGCUGCCGCUCAUGAGCGCCUUUGCGCGCUCCAGGAACCCCGUGGCCUCCCCCACGCAGCCCAACGGCGCAGAGAAAGACGCGGCCGAGGCCCGGAGAGAAUUCGAUCGCGAAGGGGGCGGGUCAGCCAUGCUCGGGGACCCUGCACAUCCGCCGCAGCUGCUGGCUCGGGUGCUGAGCCCCGCGGUGCCUGGGGCCGGCGGUGCGGGCGGCCUCGUUCCCCUUCCCGGUGCGCCCGGAGGCCGGCCCAGCCCCCCUCACCCGGAGCUGCGCCUGGAGGCGCCCGGCGCGUCGGAGCCGCUGCAUCACCAUCCCUACAAAUACCCGGCCACCGCCUACGACCACUACCUCGGGGCCAAGAGCCGGCCGGCGCCCUACCCGCUGCCCGGCCUCCGCGGCCACGGUUACCACCCGCACGCGCACGCACAUCCGCACCACCACCACCCAGCCGUGAGCCCGGCCGCCGCCGCCGCCGCAGCCGCCGCGGCUGCCGCCGCCGCCGCGGCUGCCAACAUGUACUCGUCUGCUGGGGCCGCGCCGCCGGGCUCCUACGACUACUGCCCCAGAUAAUGCGGGCCGCGCGCUCCGCGCAGCCCCGAGGGCCUUCAGAAGACUCGUUCAUCAGCCCUGGGGGGCCACUGCGGGCCUCCCUUCCCCCUGGCCUCAAAGCCAUUGGGGGCCUCCAGUCCCAGGACUAUCGCGGUGUCGGAUUCCUCCAGCUCCCAGGAGAACGCUGGACCUUCCUCAGCUCCGAGGGCCACGAGGGCUCCGCCCGCCAGUGCCAAAGCGCCCGGUCUGGGGCGGAAGGAAAUGGUAUUUAUUGUUCUCCCAGAGACCGAGUAGCCUUGCCUCCGCCCGCCCGGCCGGCAGUUGCAGUGUAGACGACCUGAGAGCCCCGCCUGCAGGCGGUGUAGAUACAUGUAGAUAUAUGUAGAUACUGUAGAUACCGCGUCUGCGCCGACUUGAUAAACGGUUUCGCCUCUUUAA